Drosophila hydei is the source of this 3811-nucleotide messenger RNA. It is a transcript of the gene Rdl, whose product is annotated as gamma-aminobutyric acid receptor subunit beta. The transcript is spliced from 10 exons. Gene Ontology annotation, molecular function: extracellular ligand-gated monoatomic ion channel activity; GABA-A receptor activity; neurotransmitter receptor activity. The record is from RefSeq and is a predicted model, not a curated record. The coding region runs from base 1356 to 3110 and encodes 584 amino acids. Gene Ontology annotation, biological process: chemical synaptic transmission; regulation of membrane potential; chloride transmembrane transport. NCBI's taxonomy places the organism in Eukaryota, Metazoa, Arthropoda, Insecta, Diptera, Drosophilidae. Gene Ontology annotation, cellular component: neuron projection; synapse; membrane.
GUCGAGUUGAGUGCAGACGUUGUGUCCUCGUGAACGCUGUGUGCAAAAAAAGCAAAAGAAAAAAGAAACAAGAAAAGAAAAGAAAAUAGUUCAAAGCGAGCCAUAGAUACAUUUUCCACUACUUCUCUGUGUUUAUUGAUAAAUAAAAACUUAAAAUAAAAAACAAUAACGAAAAACAGGACCCACACAACAUAAUUGGAAACAGAAACCGUAGUAAAAAUGUCAAAAGUUAAAGCUAAAGGCAAAUUAAAUAAACGAACAAUUCCCAAGCCCAAACACUUAAAAUGAGACGAUUCAACUGCCGCAACAACAACAGCAACAACGACAGCAGCAGCAGCAACAACAACAAUAACAACAACAGCAACAGCAAUAAAGAGAAGAGGCGCAGCUUAAAGGUCGAGGACAAUAAAGGUGCAGUGCAAACAUAGCAAUAAGCAGGACAUUUAACAAAAAACAUAAAAGGCUAUGGAAUGGAGCAUCAAUUUGGGUGACGAACUGAAAGAGCGACAAAGCGACAGAAAUAAAAUGAACAGCCUACUGAGCUAGAGCCGAGAGAUAAACGCAGCCACAGCAGCACAACGGAUGAGAGAGCGAGCAGAGCGAGCGAGGGCUAACACGAGGCAAUUGGCAAUUGAUGUGGCCGCGGACAACUGGGCAACGGAACAGAGCGACAACAAACGAGGCGCAGCUGCAGCAGCAUCAACGGGCAAACGCUGGAACAGCAGUGUCUCAUGCCAGUCGUCUGCACACGCCCAGUGCAGUUGAACUCGAAUCGAUCUCCGAUUCGGUGCUGCUCUGUCAGCUAUUGAUGCUAUUCGUUCUGGCAUUGUUCUGGUUGAGCUACGCCUGGCCAGCGCGCAGUCAAACGAUAUCGCAUUGGCAGCGCAUGCAUUGAGACAACUAAAACAUAUACACACACAGCCACACUCCAGCACACACACACACAUACUUACUCAUGCACUGAUGUACUGACUGAAUGCCUCGCUGCCUAAACAAAAAAAAAAAACAAAAGCAAACAACUAAAUCACUGACUGAGAGACAGGAAAUAAGAAUUGGAUAAGCAAGAAGCUACACAACUGAACGAAGAAGCAGAGAUCAUUACUUAACUAAUUACUGCAACUGUAACUGUAAAACAUUAACUAAAACUUACUUUAUACCAAUAACAACAAACAAACACAUAAAAAAUACAUUUUUAAUGCCACGCUAAAGCAACCAAAAAAAAAACAAAAACGAGAAGAUUUUUAACUAAGCAAUAAUACGCACCCUCGAACAAAACCUUCCAAGUCGAAACAGAACCCUUUUGACUUUUGCCACGCACCACAACAACUACAACAACAACAACAAAUUGCACCACCAUGAGUGUUUCAGCAAUGGAUAAAUUAACUAAACUAACGCCCCGCACCCGGACGCCCCUGCUAACAAUAUGGCUGGCCAUAAACAUGGCGCUAAUCGUACAGGAGACGGGCCCCAAACGGAGCACCACAGUGCAAUCUGCUACUGGCGGCGGCAGCAUGUUGGGUGAUGUAAACAUAUCCGCUAUACUCGACUCCUUUAGUGUUAGUUACGACAAAAGAGUAAGACCCAAUUAUGGUGGACCUCCUGUCGAAGUCGGAGUCACCAUGUAUGUGCUAUCAAUCAGCUCGCUCUCAGAAGUGAAAAUGGACUUUACAUUGGAUUUUUACUUUCGUCAAUUUUGGACCGAUCCUCGUUUAGCGUAUAGAAAACGACCUGGUGUAGAAACACUAUCGGUUGGAUCAGAAUUCAUAAAGAAUAUUUGGGUACCUGACACCUUUUUUGUAAAUGAAAAACAAUCAUAUUUUCACAUUGCAACAACCAGUAAUGAAUUCAUUCGAGUGCAUCAUUCUGGAUCGAUAACAAGAAGUAUUAGAUUGACUAUUACCGCAUCGUGUCCAAUGAAUCUGCAAUAUUUCCCAAUGGAUCGGCAGCUGUGUCACAUUGAGAUCGAAAGCUUCGGCUACACGAUGCGUGACAUACGUUAUAAAUGGAACGAGGGCCCGAACUCGGUUGGUGUCUCGAGCGAGGUAUCGCUGCCCCAAUUUAAGGUCUUGGGUCAUCGUCAAAGGGCCAUGGAGAUCAGUCUUACCACAGGCAACUAUUCGCGUUUAGCCUGCGAAAUACAAUUCGUGCGCUCGAUGGGCUAUUAUCUUAUACAAAUCUACAUACCCUCUGGACUGAUCGUUAUUAUAUCAUGGGUAUCAUUUUGGCUCAAUCGCAAUGCAACGCCGGCGCGUGUGGCGCUCGGUGUGACAACCGUGUUGACAAUGACCACAUUGAUGUCGUCAACAAAUGCGGCGCUGCCAAAGAUUUCGUACGUCAAAUCGAUUGACGUCUAUCUGGGAACAUGCUUCGUUAUGGUCUUUGCCAGUCUACUGGAAUACGCCACCGUCGGCUAUAUGGCAAAACGAAUUCAAAUGCGAAAACAAAGAUUUAUGGCGAUCCAAAAGAUAGCUGAGCAGAAAAAGCAACAAUUAGAUGGUGUGCAGCAGCAGGCCAAUCCGAAUCCGAAUGUCGGAGGCGGACCCGGUCCUGAGCAUGGACAUGGGCAUGGUCAUCAUGCCCACAGCCAUGGUCAUCCGCAUGCGCCCAAACAAACAGUGAGUAACCGCCCAAUCGGCUUUACAAAUAUCCAACAAAACGUUGGUACGCGCGGUUGCUCGAUAGUGGGACCCUUGUUCCAGGAGGUGAGAUUCAAGGUCCACGACCCCAAGGCACACUCCAAGGGCGGCACACUGGAGAAUACGGUGAAUGGCGGCCGUGGCGGCCCCCAAUCCCAUGGACCCGGACCAGUGCCCGGCGGUCCAGGCGGACCAGGCGGACCCGGCGGCGGUGGCGGAGGCGGCGGCGGCGGUGGCGGACCACCAGAUGCUGGCGGCGACCCAGAAGCGGCAGUGCCAGCACAUCUGCUACAUCCAGGCAAAGUAAAAAAGGAUAUCAACAAACUGUUAGGCAUUACGCCUUCGGAUAUUGACAAAUAUUCGCGCAUUGUGUUUCCCGUGUGCUUUGUUUGCUUCAAUCUGAUGUACUGGAUUAUCUACCUGCACGUGAGCGAUGUCGUUGCCGACGAUCUGGUCUUGCUCGGCGAGGAAUAAGCGGCCAUGCCCCCCAAGGUGGUGCAGCGUCGGAUGCGGAGGCAACAAGUGAGACAACAGCGCACGAGAGAGUUAAACUGUGCAACGCGCUGAAAAACAACAAAAAAUAAAAAUAAAAGUAAAAACAAAAUACCAAAAAAAAACAUUAACCAAAAGUAAUUUUAACUAGAGAUAUGGAAAAACGCAAAAGGCAACAUAUUAUUGUUAAACACUAAAAAUAAUAAUAAUAAUAAAGGAGGAAAAGUAAACCAAAAAGGAUAAAAAACCACACAUAUUACGGACGAGAGCAAAGAAUAUUGUUAAAUAGAUUUACGCAAACUAAAAACAAGUAAUAUAAAUAUAUUUAUAUAAAUAUAAGGACGAACAGGAAGCAGGAGAACACGAUGAAUAAUCAAAAGCAGCAGCGUAUAGCAAAUAGUAGAAAAAAUAUAAACUGAAGCGGCAGACGAAGCAGCAAAUUAAUAAAUUAAUAAAUAUAUGUAUUUAAACAAAAAACAAAUGAUAAUGUUUAAAGAGCAAAGAAUUAAGUAAAAGAAAACGGAACAAAUAGCAAAAAGAAUAAGUAAAACAAAAAAAUGAAAGCACAGUCAACCAAAUUUAUUUCCGACUCACAUAAUUCCAAUUUUAAAGACACCCAAUGCAAUUAAAUAUAUAGAAAAUAAACCAUAUUAAACAAAAUAAAUAAAAACAAAAAGGAAAAC